GUUAAUAGAACACAUUUUUGAAACAGAAUGAAAAUUGUAAAGCGAGAAAAAGAGAAAAAAUGCAGCUCUACUCUUCAUCUCCAAACCCAAAAUUCACACUACUUCCCUUAUCAAACUCUUGCAACACCAAUUCUAAUCCAUCAAAGUUUCAAUAUGUAUCAAUUCCAUACCCAAAAAUCCUUAAUUCCUCAUCUUCACAUGUCAAACUCCCACCUUGUUUCUCUAAAGAACCAUCACUUGAUGAGAAACUACUUUGUAAUGAUUCCGACGACGAGUACGAAGAGUCUAAAGAAGAUGACACAAUUAAGAAAGAACUACUUACAGUUCGUAAACCAGUAAUGGAGUUUCCAGUGGAGGAGGAAGAAGAAGAAGCUGACAAUGAUGAUUCUUCAGUGAGUAAGAAGACCAACGAAGAUGAAAUUGAAGUGAAAGAAGAAGUAGAAGAAGAUAAGUUUGCUGUAUCGUCUACUUCUUCGGUUACAAUCGAUGCAGGUCUUUCGGAUUUCGCCAAGAAAAUGCCGAUAUUUGAACCAGAGACUAGAGUACAAUUGACUUCAGAAAAGAAGCCACUUGGGAUAAAUUUGGAAUUAGCAUUAUAUAGAGCCAAGGUAUUAGCGAGAAAUUUUAAGUUCCAAGAAGCAACAGAAAUUCUUCAGAAGUGUAUAUCAUUUUGGCCGGAGGAUGGGCGGAUUUAUGUUGCUCUUGGUAAGGUUUUAAGUAAGCAAUCGAAAACUGAUGAAGCGAGGAUAACAUAUGAGAAAGGUUGCCAAGCUACACAAGGGGAGAAUCCGUACAUAUGGCAGUGCUGGGCUGUAUUGGAAAGUAAGAUGGGAAAUGUAAGGAAAGCAAGAGAGCUAUUCGAUGCUGCUACAGUUGCCGAUAAGAAGCACGUUGCAGCUUGGCAUGGAUGGGCAGUUUUGGAGCUCAAACAAGGAAAUAUCAAUAAGGCUAGAAACCUUCUUGGUAAAGGUAUAAAAUAUUGUGGCGGAAAUGAAUACAUAUAUCAGACACUCGCUUUGCUUGAAGCUAAAGCAAAUCGUAUCGAGCAGGCUCGCUACUUAUUCAAACAGGCUACUAACUGCAACCCGAAGAGCUGUGCUAGUUGGCUCGCGUGGGCACAAUUGGAGAUGCAACGGGAGAACAACCGCACUGCAAGACAGCUAUUUGAGAAAGCAGUACAGGCUAGUCCAAAGAACAGGUUUGCAUGGCAUGUUUGGGGAAUUUUCGAGGCCAAUCUGGGUGAUAUUGAGAUCGGAAGAAAACUUCUAAAGAUCGGCCAUGCGCUUAAUCCAAGAGAUCCUGUUCUCCUUCAGUCUCUCGCCUUAUUGGAAUACAAAUACUCAACUGCUAAUCUUGCUCGAGUACUAUUCAGGAGAGCAUCCGAACUGGACCCACGGCAUCAACCAGUGUGGAUUGCCUGGGGAUGGAUGGAAUGGAAAGAAGGGAACAUUUCAAAAGCUAGGGAACUUUACCAAAGAGCAUUGUCAAUUGACUCAACAACUGAAAGUGCUGCUCGAUGUCUUCAGGCUUGGGGUGUAUUAGAACAAAGGAUUGGUAAUAUGUCUGCCGCUAGGAGAUUAUUCAGGUCCUCGCUGAACAUAAACUCUCAGAGCUAUGUGACAUGGAUGACAUGGGGAGCACUGGAAGAGGAUCAGGGUAAUUUUAUACGUGCUGAGGAAAUUCGAGACCUCUAUUUUCAGCAGCGAACCGAAGUCGUUGACGAUGCUUCGUGGGUUAUGGGAUUCAUGGACAUCAUUGAUCCGACACUCGACAGGAUAAAGAGAUUCUUGAACUUAGAAAACUCACAAAUCCAAGAAAUGGAUUCUGUGAGAAACAUUGUUCGAACGAAUAGGAGCAGCAUUGACGAUGAAGAUUUUGUUGAUACUUCUUCCUCAAGUAGUCUUCCUGACCUCAAGAAUGAAGAAGAAAGAUCUGAUGCCAGUACUCCAAGUAGUUUUGAUUUGGAUGGUUUUAUCAAAAGAAAGUUAUCUCUGGAUGUGUCAAGAUUGGAUUUUCAGAUAGAAGCUAGCAGGACAACGAAUCCAACAAAAGUUAACUAUUCGAGAAACGUGUGGAGACCUGAAAAAAAAACAUUGUUACGUUAACCUUAAUCUUGAUAAGCUCCAAUACGAGAUUGUUACAAUGUUCAUUCGUCAUCCGCAUACUGUAUGGUGAAGGCCUAUUUGGAUCGUUACAUUGUCAUUUAUGUACUCAAAAACACUAUUAUAUAACAUCAACAUGUAAAUAAUUUCAGACGGUAUUCCUUUCUUGAGCUUUUCGUAUUGGGAGUCGCUGAGUAAAUGAUACAGUAUCAAUUACAGUA
This is a messenger RNA of Papaver somniferum (opium poppy), 2323 nucleotides long. Its product is annotated as protein high chlorophyll fluorescent 107-like. Gene Ontology annotation, molecular function: mRNA binding; single-stranded RNA binding; protein binding. NCBI's taxonomy places the organism in Eukaryota, Viridiplantae, Streptophyta, Magnoliopsida, Ranunculales, Papaveraceae. Gene Ontology annotation, biological process: mRNA processing; regulation of translation. The record is from RefSeq and is a predicted model, not a curated record. Bases 60 to 2105 code for a protein of 681 amino acids. Gene Ontology annotation, cellular component: chloroplast. The transcript has 8 exons.